Messenger RNA from Funneliformis geosporum, 684 nucleotides. NCBI's taxonomy places the organism in Eukaryota, Fungi, Glomeromycota, Glomeromycetes, Glomerales, Glomeraceae. The record is from the annotation of a GenBank genome assembly.
AUGAGCAAUAUUAACACAACACCACCUCUUGUUAAUCUGAAUAAAAUUAACACAGUCCCAGAAGUUGAAAUACGGUUGCACGAGCCACUCAUUAUAAAACCGAAAUCUCGUAAAAAACGGAUAGGGUUACAUGUUUUAAACGCGUUAGCUAGACUAGAAGUUUUGUUGAGCAAAGAGGAAAUGCUUGCAAGUUCGGAAACUGGUGUGCAGAACUUGAAGCAGCAACAAUAUAACAAAACAGAGAUCGAAAAUACAGUUGCUGCCUUAGAACUUUCGACAUUGCAAUUUGAAGAAGAUGGAUUAGCAAAAAAGGAUCUUCAAACUUAUCUUAGAGAACUUGGCCUCACGUUGUUAUUCCCGAAAUCUGCGAAGCGAUUAGUUGUGCCAAAUUUUGCCUCGGGGAAAAUCGAUGCUUUGGCACAUUUCCAUGAGAUGAAUGUACAUAAUCAACUUGUUUCAAUUUCUUUACAACUUCAACAAGAUAUAAAACUCACCAAUCACAAAUACAUGGCACACCAACUCGCAUUGCUAUACCUCAGAAAACCCGAGACUUUCAACAGAGCAAAGAGAAUGCUGACGGUGGAUGUUGUUACUGAAGCUCUAUUUAGUGGAAGACCUGUUACCGCAAUGUCACAGCCUCUGGCGGCUUAUUUAAACAAUAUUAGUGAGGUGGCACCAAAAUGA